This is a messenger RNA of Haliotis rubra (blacklip abalone), 5503 nucleotides long. RefSeq lists its product as uncharacterized. Gene Ontology annotation, biological process: calcium ion import across plasma membrane. The transcript has 27 exons. Gene Ontology annotation, cellular component: membrane. Gene Ontology annotation, molecular function: protein binding; calcium channel activity. Bases 115 to 2943 code for a protein of 942 amino acids. NCBI's taxonomy places the organism in Eukaryota, Metazoa, Mollusca, Gastropoda, Lepetellida, Haliotidae. The record is from RefSeq and is a predicted model, not a curated record.
AACUAAGAUGGCGUCCGACAGUGGGCAUGCGUUGUGAUUUACCAGAGCAAGUGUGUACACGCAGUUGCUUUUGAGACAAACAGGAUAUAAUGAAUUUUAGGAACAAUUUCUAAGAUGGAUCGUAAGAAGAAAAGUAAAUCUAAGAUAGUUCCAUCGGAGGAGUCUGACAGCCUGCAAGGCGUCAGUAACCCAGGGUUUGAAAUGUCCAGCAAGGGCGGCGCCAAUAACAUCAGUACCUCAGCCAAAUUCCGAGAACUUUCUCGAGAGGUGACAGAGAAAUCCAAUGCCCUCCACGUGAUCAGCAAUGUCAAGCAAGCUGCCUCAAAGUGGAACAACUAUGUCGCCAGGAAGAGAAUCCGGAAGCCAAACAAGGAAAAUGAGAGAGUCGUUCUUGCACAUGGGGAUGAAGAUGACAAUGAAAAGCCAAAGACUGGCGGCAUCGGCCUGGAUGACAUCCACAACGAAUAUGCCACGCCUGGGUCGGAGACAAUACGCAGUGUGGGCAAAGGUCACAAGGAGCAGAUGAUGUCAAUAGCCAGCAACAGAGCUUUGAUUCAGUAUUUCGCCAAACUGGGUCAGUCUGCUGAGGAUGAGAUGCUGAACUUGGACUUUGUGGAUCAUCUCCUGAGGAGUGGUGCAGACAUCAACUGUUGUGACAAGUAUGGGCAGACCAUAUUACAUGAGGUUGCUCGUCACUGGCACUGUGAUGUAGCCAGGUUCCUCUUGGAGCAUGGCGCCAACAUCAACCAGCAAGACAAGUAUGGCCGCUCUCCCCUCCAUGUGGCAGCCGCAGUGGACUACCCUAUGAUGGUCAUUCUUCUCAUAGACAGGGGAGCCGACAAGGAGGCACGCACGUUAAAGGAGGAACAAACACCAGUUCACUAUGCUGCAAAGAAUGAUGCUAUCAACUCCUUGAAGGCGCUUGUGAAAAGUGGCUGCCUUUACAAAUGGGUGAAGGACUACAAGGGGAGAACACCUAUACAUGUCGCAGCCGAGCUAGAUCGCAGUGAGUCAGCUCGUCUGCUGCUGGAACUGAAUGCUCCAGUCGGCGUCAGUGACAACAAAGGGCAGAAGGCCAUCACAUGGAUGAUUACCAAGAUGGCACCCGUGGCAAGUGAGGCACUCAAACAGUUCCGCUCGACUGACCGACCGAACAGGAAGCAGUAUUAUUACCUCAACCUACUUGUCCAGGACAGAAGAAAUGAACUGGAUCCUGGUGGCCACACACAGACACCUUUGCAAGUGGCAACCAGUUAUCGCCAACACGAUCUUCUUAUGUCGACAGUCUUCAGAAAACUUAUUGAGACUAUGUGGAUGAAAUUUGGCAGACGGGGUGCAUGGAUCAAUUUACUAAUCAACUUCGUAUACAUAUGCCUAUGGUCAGCCAUUGGCAUUCUUGUUGAGUAUGAUGAGAGGCACAAGUAUAUUUGGCCUACCCAGUGGUGGAGAAUUGUUCUUCUGCUCACAGCCAUAGGUUUUACAGUGUGGCAGGUGUGUGAAGAAGUCAGAGAAUUCUUCAGAUCUAAAAGAUCACACUCGAACUGGGUAAAAUGGCGCACCAAGGAGAUCGAGGAGGAUAUGGAGUUUUGCCACCCAAGAUGGCCAGAGGAAAAACAGUUCCUCAAGUCAGAACUAAAAGCCCUUGACAAGCUCAAUCCCAAAUACUUCAACGAUGCAUGGAACAUAUUUGACUGGACAUGUUAUUUCUUCCUGCUUUUGUCCAUCACCACCCACUUUGCCGACAUAGGCCUUCACAGCAACCUGCUGGCUCGCUGGCACAUCCGCAUCAUGUGCGUCACCAUCAUCCUCCUUUGGCUCCGACUCAUGAAGAAUGCCAGGGCCUUCUCCACACUGGGUCCAUUUGUUGUGAUGUUGGGGAAGAUGAUCGGCGACUUGCUGAAAUUCUGCUUCCUCUACCUAGAGUUCUACAUUCCCUAUGCAUGUGCCUUCUGGAUGAUCUUUGGUGGAGACAAGCAGAAGGAAUCGGAUGGGACUCUGAUUGAGGUGGACGGCUUCGGCUACCCCACCGCCAUGAUGUUCAGCCUGUUUCGACUCACACUGGUGGAUGAGUAUGACUAUGCUAAUAUGAAGCUUGUUGACUCCUUGAUGGCGGACCUGUUGGUGGGGACAUGGUUGGCGCUGUCUGCUGUCCUGUGUCUUAAUCUCCUCAUUGCCUUGCUCUCAGACACAUUCCAAAGAGUCUAUGACAAUGCACAGGCUAAUGCCGUGAUGCAGAGAGCCAUCACCAUCCUCAACAUCUGGGAGGGGAUGUCCAAGAAGCGCCGCCUGAAGUUCCUCAACUUCAUAGAGGAGCAGUGUUCGCCUCAGUCCGACUACUAUGAUGACGACCUCACCCAGGCAGGAGAGGAGGACCUCAAGAAAGUCACUAUUCAGAUCAAGGAACAACUUGAUGACAUGCAAGAGCAAUGGAAAGCAAAAUUCGGAGGGUUUGACGGUGGAAUAUUUGAGGAGAGUGGUAUGACCUCCACCACCACCAGAACCAGUGGCAGUAUUGUCACCAAUGACAGAUUUGACCAUGAGAUCCACCUCCUAAAAGACAGUGUGUACCAACUGAAGCUGAAGCAGGAGGAGAUCGCAGACCGCUCACGCCGUGACAUGAAAGCUGUCAAGACCCUGUUGCAGCAGCUGCUGAGACAAGAUGGCGGAGAUAUGGGAGGUUUAACGGAGUUGGAGUUUCGAGACAGCAGGAUGUCAGGGGAGUUUGGAGGAGAGCAGGCCCAGCCUGACACCAGUGUCCGCAAGAUGAAGAAGAGGAAGAAACCCUCCAAGGGCCCCUACCAGCAGGAGGGCCUCCUUCUACAGGAUGAGGCAGCUGCAGAUCCCAGGAGGCUGAUCAUGAGAGGACAAAGAGCAGAUAUCUCCACAGUUAGUUUCCCAGACUCGGAGACAGCAGAGCGUGAGACUGAUCUCACAGAAUGCUGAAGGGGAGACAACUCUGAACAAACACUGAACCAGCAAUUAACCAAUGCUGAACAAAUGGUGAACAAAUGGUGAAGAACUGAUAAUGUUUAUGAAUGAAUGGGAUAUGAUCAGGCAGUUUACAUACCUCAUAGUUUUGUUGGCUAAAAACAUUUUUGCAGACACUUUUGUUUUAUUUGUUUAAUAGAGUAAGAUUAUAAAUUAUUUUACUUUGUUCAGAUAACAGUUUUGUUAUAUAGCCAAAUUUUAUUUUACAUAUAUGUCAUAUUGUUCUGGUGGUUUUUGUUUUGCUGAACAAUGUAUUUUAGGUUCAAAAUGUAACAUCCCAUUGUUUGUGUUCAUCUGAAGGUAUGUUUAUGCACAGUGUGCAUAUAUAGUUUAUGAUUACACUAAACCACAAUAUUUAAACUUUUAUUUCUAUUUAACCUUUGUAUUUAUUUUCUUAUUUUUUUAGCAGGAAUUCUGUUUCCUUAAUAAAAUGCUUUCAUUGUUUUGCUAGCCAAAUGUCUCAACAUAUUGUUUACCUGGUCUUGUCUUCCAGUUUGUUUUGUUGGAACCACUAUCUCAUGGCAAGUUUAAAGUUAUAACUAAGUUAUUCGGCCAUGAUUGCAUAAUGCUAAAUUAUACCAAAAGAUUCAGUGUUAAAAAUCAUGCACAAAGAAAUUAUUCUGUACAUUUUUGUUUUCAUAUAUCAUGUUAUGAGAUGCAUCGUCUGCUAAAUUGUAAGCUUUGAGAAAAUAUGUAACCUUUUGUCCAGAUUUGGUAGAAGCUCAUAUGUCCCUUGAAGUGUUUUCUGGCUUACUCAAGACCAAAGAGAUUAGGAUCUAAGUGUAUGUGUCAAUGCUGAAGUGUUACUUGUUGAUUUGCUUCACAACUGAAGCUAAGUGGUCAAACCCUGACCUUACGGUAGUCUGAAUCUGUGAGAUGGGAUAAACUUGGAUAGAUGAGGUUCCCUGCGUUGAUUAUAGGAUGAUAGUGACCUAAAGAGACAAUGGGUCAUCUGACUUGAAGAAUAUUUUAACCUAAUUUGAAGUCAUCUGCACUGAAAGACUUUUUGGAACCAUUUGAAAUUGUUUGGCAUGACAUUAAUAUUCUGCUUAUCAUUCUUGUUUUGCACUCAUCCAACAUAAUUCAACAUGGAUGCUCACUGGUCGUGUGUCGAUAUGAGGCAGCAAUGAUUAGGUUGUUUAGGUUGCACAGUCCAAUAUGUCCCUGUCCACCAAUACUGUGAUGUGUAUGGCCUCUCCAAAAUGUAUUUCAAAAUGGUGGCUACCUCAGUGGAAUUCAUACCUCAGUCAUGUAUGAAGCUGAGUAAUAAUAUACAUGAAGGACGAGAGGGAAUAGGAUUAUUACGUUCAUAUAGAGCAAUACAUUUGCAGAUCUGUUACUGACAUGAAACGCCUUGUCUUAUUUUAAUCUUCCAAUAUAUAUGUAUGCUAAUGUAUGUGCCAUCCAAACAUAUCAGGUCUGGUUGCUAUGACAACAUAUAGUGCAAGUAUUACAUGUUAUUUAUGAAGUUGGUGCCUUGUCACCAGACAAACUGUGAUAUUGUUGUGAUAUUACCUUUUAUACAUGUAUAUUUGUACAGAGAUAGAUACCUUUGUAGAUAUGUAGUUUAUUGUAUAUAUGUAACUUAUGAUAUAUAUGUAGAUGACACUGGUAGUUACAUUCUCACCUCUUCCUGGUUAGAACACCAAUCAUGUAUCAUGUAACACUUGUAGUAUCUGUUCAAAUGCUUCAUACAAACUUUGCAAGAUGGAAAUAUUUAAACAAAACAUUGUCUCAGUUAAAUAAGUAUAGUUCUCUCUCAUUUUAACAAAUGAAAGGCUUUCAAAGCCGACAACAAAUUUUACAUAAUGAAAAUAAGUCAGUUUUAAGCCUGACAUUAUUACCGGUAGCUUGUGGAUAAACAUGCACACGGUUUUGUUGCACUGACAGUUACUGAAGAUCAGCUGUUCUUCAUAAGGCUGUUGUCAUCGGUUCCCAAUUGUGCAGAUCGAUGUUCAUGCUGUUGAUCACUGGAUUGUCUGGUCCAGACUUGAUUAUUUACAGACCCCAUCAUAUAGCUGGAAUAUUGCUGAGUGUGGUGUUAAACUAAACUCACUCACUCACUUAUAAGGCUGUAGCUGUGUGUUACAUUCAUCUUUACACAUUAAGCCAAUUUACAUGUUGAACAUUCCUUCUGCCUGCUGUUUUCACAAUAUCAGUUCAAAUUUGUUAUGAUUAUGGCUUUAAAUUUGUCUGGAAAUUGGAAUACGUUUGUUAUUUAUUUUCAUUAAUCUGUCCCUAAACAGAAUGCAAUUUGUGUAUGUUUCAGAAAGAUUGGUUUAAAAUAUCUGAAUAUAAAUAAUAAUUGUAAAUAGUUUCUUAAUGUCAUGUACAAAUUUUAAUUGUCAAAAGGCAGAAUGUUUUUGCAAUUGUGGAAGCAGCGGGUCCGCUAUUAAUUACAGGGUACAUGUCCCUCUUGGACAACACUGUCCAACAUUGUCCAAAGAAAUGACUCUCUUUUGUAGCAAAUACUAUAUAGAUGUAUUUUUAUAUAUCGAAUAAAUGAGAAAAUAUA